This is a messenger RNA of Trichoplusia ni (cabbage looper), 1479 nucleotides long. RefSeq lists its product as uncharacterized. The record is from RefSeq and is a predicted model, not a curated record. The transcript is spliced from 2 exons. The coding region runs from base 1 to 1479 and encodes 492 amino acids. Gene Ontology annotation, molecular function: catalytic activity. Lineage: Eukaryota; Metazoa; Arthropoda; Insecta; Lepidoptera; Noctuidae. Gene Ontology annotation, biological process: chromatin remodeling. Gene Ontology annotation, cellular component: nucleus.
AUGGGCAGCACACAAAAGCCACGGCCCCUAGUUCCCGGCAGUCCCGCUAUUCCCGGUCACGGUGGCGACCGUGGUUACGGCGGGGCAGGGGGUGCGAAGAAUCUCCGGGUUACGGGAGGCCACCAAAUAAAUCUGACUCUUGCGACGUACAACGGCCGCACGCUACGGCUUGACUCGCAUCUGGCGCAACUCGAGGUGGAACUUGGGAAGAUUAGGUGGCACAUAUUAGGGUUAUGUGAAGUUCGAAGAGAGGGGGAGGACACCAUAACCCUCGAAUCAGGUCACCUAAUGUACUUCCGAGAGGGAGACCAACAAUCCCAAGGUGGCGUUGGGUUUCUGGUUAAUAAGUCCCUAGCUGAUAACGUUGUAGAGGUGUCUAGUGUCUCGAACAGGGUAGCGUACCAUAUCAUAAAGCUUACCGACAGGUAUAGCCUCAAGGUAGUGCAAGUGUACGCACCGACCUCGACACAUUCAGACGAUGAAGUGGAGGAUAUGUUUGAUGAUAUAUCAAGGGCCCUCCACUUCACUACAAAGACCCAUUACACCGUUGUCAUGGGGGACUUUAACGCUAAAGUGGGAGUACAGAUUUGCGGCGAAUCGGCAGUAGGAUCCCAUGGAUUUGGAAGCAGGAAUCAUAGGGGGCAAAUGCUCGUCAACUUCCUCGAACGCGAGGGGCUCUUUUUGAUGAACUCCUUUUUCAAAAAGCAGCCUCAAAGGAAGUGGACGUGGCAAAGCCCCGACACUAUGACUAAAAAUGAGAUUGACUUCAUCAUGACGAACAAGAAGCACAUAUUCAGAGACGUCUCUGUGAUCAAUAGGUUUAAUACCGGGAGCGAUCACCGACUUGUCCGAGGCUCUCUGAAUAUCAACGUCAAGGCCGAACGUUUCCGUCUGAUGAAGGCCAGGCUCCGACCAACACUGCUCCAAACCAUGACAGGAUCUGAAACGUUCCAGUCAAAUUUGGAGAACCGAUUUGCCGCCGUGGAAACCACAACAGACGUUAACCAGAACCAAGAAUAUGUGGUUCGGAUCCUCAGGGAGGAAGGUUCGAGAUUCUGUAACGUGCAGCGUAAGGGCAGGAAAUCAAAGCUUUCGGAAGAGACAUUAGGGCUUAUGAAGAAACGACGUGAAAACCCGCCUGUCACUUCGUCAGCUAAGCGGGCUCUAAACCAAGAGAUCAACAAGCACGUACGACGCGACCUCCGGUGCUCCAAUACUCUUGACAUUGAAAGAGCAAUUGAGCUGAAUCGGGGGUCAAAGGUGUUCGUACAAUCUCUUGGAAGAAGCCACUUGACAAAGCUGACCACAACAAGUGGAGAAGUCGUUUCUUCGGUGCCGGUAGUCCUUUCGGAAGUGGAAAAUUUCUAUGCCACGUCUAUAAGCUGUUCUCAAGAGUGGUCACGAAUCGACUUGCGCGAAGACUCGACGAAUUCCAACCACCGGAGCAGGCUGGGUUUCGGAGCGGAUACGGCACCAUAG